Messenger RNA from Python bivittatus (Burmese python), 4207 nucleotides. RefSeq names its product tubulin beta 1 class VI (gene TUBB1). Gene Ontology annotation, molecular function: GTPase activity; structural constituent of cytoskeleton; GTP binding. NCBI's taxonomy places the organism in Eukaryota, Metazoa, Chordata, Lepidosauria, Squamata, Pythonidae. Gene Ontology annotation, biological process: microtubule-based process. The record is from RefSeq and is a predicted model, not a curated record. Gene Ontology annotation, cellular component: microtubule.
GACCUCCCCAUGUUGAUGCUGUUGCUUGCAUUUGCUGUAGAAGCCACGUUUGGCAGAUGAUAAGGGUGGUUAUAGCUGACACUACAGGGGAUGAGUGAGUCUUUCUUUUAGAGAGAGCAUCUGGAAAAGAGAAGCCCGUCUUUGUUGCUGGACCUAGGCAAGAUGCGUGAAAUUGUGCACGUCCAGAUCGGCCAGUGUGGAAAUCAGAUUGGUGCUAAGUUCUGGGAAGUCAUCAGCGAUGAGCAUGGAAUUGAUACCACAGGAAAUUAUCACGGUGAUUCACCAUUGCAGCAGGAAAGAAUUAAUGUGUAUUUCAAUGAAGCUUACUCUCAUAAGUACGUUCCUCGUGCUGUCCUGGUAGACUUGGAGCCUGGAACAAUGGACAGCGUGCGGUCCAGCAAAAUAGGUCCACUCUUUCGGCCUGAUAACUUCAUUCACGGAAAUUCAGGUGCUGGUAACAAUUGGGCAAAGGGUCAUUAUACCGAAGGGGCAGAAUUGAUUGAAAGUGUAAUGGACAUCGUGAGGAAUGAAUCUGAAGGAUGUGACUGCCUCCAGGGCUUUCAGCUCACUCAUUCUCUUGGUGGUGGGACAGGGUCUGGAAUGGGCACUCUUCUGAUUAACAAGAUCAAAGAAGAAUAUCCUGAUAGGAUCAUGAACACUUUCAGUGUAGUGCCCUCACCCAAAGUUUCAGACACUGUUGUGGAACCAUACAAUGCCAUCUUAUCUAUCCACCAGUUGAUAGAGAAUACAGAUGAAACCUUCUGCAUUGACAAUGAAGCUCUGUAUGACAUCUGUUUUAGAACACUGAAGCUCCCAACACCAACCUAUGGAGACCUAAACCACUUGAUGUCUCUCACCAUGAGUGGUGUCACUACCUCACUUCGCUUUCCUGGCCAGCUCAAUGCAGACUUGAGGAAGUUGGCAGUCAACAUGGUGCCUUUCCCCAGACUUCACUUCUUUAUGCCAGGAUUUGCUCCACUAACAGCUCGGGGCAGUCAACAAUACCGAGCUCUCUCAGUCCCAGAACUUACACAACAGAUGUUCGAUGCUCGGAAUAUGAUGGCAGCUUGUGACCCACGUUACGGGCGGUAUUUGACUGUGGCAUGCAUCUUCAGAGGCCAGAUGUCUACGAGGGAGGUGGAUGAGCAGCUAUUGUCUGUGCAGACUAAAAAUAGCAGUCACUUUGUGGAAUGGAUCCCCAACAAUGUCAAAGUGGCUGUUUGUGAUAUUCCUCCCCGUGGGCUAAAAAUGUCUGCCACCUUCAUAGGCAAUAACACAGCCAUUCAGCAACUCUUCAGUCGUAUCUCUGAUCAGUUCUCAGCCAUGUUCAGAAGAAAAGCAUUUCUCCACUGGUACACUGCUGAGGGGAUGGAUGAAAUGGAAUUUACUGAGGCAGAAGGCAACACGAAUGACUUGGUUUCCGAGUACCAGCAGUAUCAGGAUGCAAGAGCAGACGUAGAAGAAUAUGAGGAAGUGGAGGAGGAGGUCAGGGAAGAAGAAAAGGAAGCAGCUUAAAUGGAAGAACAAUGCCUGACCUUUGGUCUUUAAAAAUAACGAUACUUUACUAAUAUAAUAUGCUGAUUAUCACCAAUUAAAAUGGCUGGAUUCACUUCCAAAAGGAACUUUUAUUAAAUCAAAAGCAGGAACAACCAUGAAGUCAAUAGCCCUCAUCAUUGUCUAUAAACAUAAGUCAAUUGCCUUUGAACAGAGAAAUUUUAUUUAACCAUGACAGUUAAAAGCCAUUGAUAGAUCUAGUUCUUAUUAAUUUAUCCAAUCAUUUAAAGAGUUCUAAAAGUGAUGAGUUAUUUCCCUUUUGAACAAUUAAUGUAACACAUUUAUGUAUUAUGUGAAUACUUUUUUGUCUUGAAUGUACUAUUAGUUAUCUUCAUUGAAUGACCCCCAAAUAUCAACACAGAAUUAAGAUGACUACCUAACACUACCAAUGCCAUUGCUAAGAAGUUAAUUAUUAUUUCAGUAGGAAGAGCAUGGCCACAGAGUUGACACUUUAAACCAUAUAUUUUAGGCUAAUUCAUUGCAAAUUCACUAAAGCAAAGAGGAAGUGCUACUAAAUGUAUCAGGACAUAUUUUAAGUAUUCUGUGUGUGUGUGUGGCAAAAGUGAGUUUUCAGUGGUAUGAGUAAAAGUCCUGAAAUGCAAGGGAUGGUGGUAAUUUGUACAUAUUUUCCUUAUAAAAAUGUGAUAGCAUGAUUUACAAGAUUAUUAACUAUAGGAUUUUAAUUUAUAGAACAGAAAAUGCAUUCUAUAAUACAUCUAUUGGCCUUUAAGGUGCUUCAGGACUCUACCAAAGACUUUUCAAGGGUACUUUUUUGUAGUUGCUUGUAGAAAUAAAUUUGUGUUUCUCAAUUUGAUGUUAGAUGUUCUAGAUGACAUGCUGGCAGAAGAUGUUGAAGAUGGAGUUCAACACAUCUCAAAGGCACCAACUUAUGGUGGUCCAGAGGCUCAGGAAAUUAUAGAAUCAUAGAACUGGAGAGGGGGACACACAGGCCAUCUAGUUUAACUUCCUUCUCAGUGUAGCAUUACAUGAAGCUUUGCACCAAACCACCCCUCCACCAGACAAUUCAGACACUGCCAGCUACAGUAUUAACAUACAUUUCUCUUUAUCUUGCAGUUUUGCUUUUCUGACUUGAAGUGCACUUCAGUGCAUUGUGCAAAUUUCUGUUGAAUGUUUAUACAAACUAUUUAUUUUCCUAUAGUAUAAAACUGAUUUUGCUAGCAGAAAAAAGGAGAAAUACUUCUCUUGGCUGCCAUUUAUUUUACUCAAGUAUAAUUUUGAUUUUAUUUAAGCUAAUGUUACAAUGCAAGUACUGUACUAUACAAUAUCCAAUAAAAAUUAGAUUAAACAGAAUUUGUGUCCAUUUCCAUGAAUUAAAAAAUGUCUUGGAGUUUACACUGUUACAGUUUGUACAAAUUGGAUUUUUCCACCAUCCCCCAAAGAUCUCAGAGAAGGUUGUCACUGUAGAUGUGCAAAACAUUUCCAAUUUCCCCUCCUGUUUUACUUCCUCAACAAAUCUGUAAAAGAUAAUGAAUCACCAUCUUAAUGGCUGGCAAAGUAUUACUUUCUUCAAAUGCUUUUUAUGUGGUGGCGGCUGAACGGUUCAAUUUUUGUUUCAUCAAUCCAAGGCAUUUUGUUCCAAAACAUUUCCGAUUUAUCAACUUUUUCUUUUGCACGCUUUAGAUGCAGUUUUGGGAUGAAACUGGACAAAAGAUUUCCUUCUGACAGUUCUCGCAUACAGAUCACUGUUGGUGAUCCAUUGUGCACCUAACCUUUGAAUCUGUAAACUGCAUGCAAAUAAGAAGCAUGCAUUCAAAUUUAGAGUAAAAUGUCAUAUUUAACUUUGUGCGAUGUAGCAGUUCUGCAGCUUCUCUUCACUUGGGAAUUCACUGAAAGAUACAAUCCGACCACAGCUGAAAAUUUAGGAUACCUAACUUUUUCAGAAAAUCCUAUGUAGCAAACAUCAGUGCUAAAACAUUUAAAACUAACAUUCUACAGUAUUAAGGGACUGUGAACUCACUGAACACAGCUUUGGAGGUUAUCUGCUGAAGCUGCUCUUUUAAUAUAGGAAAACUACUUGUUACAAUAGGUUAAAAAUGGUUUUUAUCCUAAAUGCAGUUUUCUUGGCAACAUCCAUACUACUGCCAAGCUCAACAGCAAACACAAGACAAGUGAAUAUGGAAGCAUCAGAACAUAAGAAAUACUUCCUUAAUACCCAGCUAAUGUUAAGCCACUUUAAAUCUCAUUUCUUCCACUAGACCGCUUUUAACAUGCUUAAUUUUCCUAGUAAAAGUAAAUGGAAUUUAGAAGCACUGGAAUGUGUCCAGAUUCACCAAUGAGAAAAGAGCAUCAUUUAGACCUUAUUUGCUACACUUUAAGUUUUAAAUAUUCAAAAGGUCAAACUACCAAUACAUUUUCUUUUAUAAAGAUCUCAUUGUAUACUUAAAUAUUUUUGUUUUAAAGCAUCAGUAUUCAUUCCAGGCUAAAUUACAGCUUUUCAAAUGUUAAAGCUACUGAGGCAAAUGUGGCUGCAAACCUUCAUCUACAUACUUGGUAGUAAGUUAUGUUAAUCAACAGAAGUUAAUUCUGACAAGCAUGGUGAUUUAAGGGAUUAAGACAUUUUAACUGAAUUUUCUUUCACUGAAUGUUUGCUGUUUAUUUUCAAUAAUAUUUUUCCACCAGAAAGGACUCAAAC